AUGAAGAUAUUGUUAGAUGACUAUAUAAUUGAUGAAAUACUUUCACUGGAAGACGACCAAAUGGCUUUGCGAGAAGGCAGCGGUUCAAAAACUCAGCCGCUGUCUGUUAGCUACACAUGUAACGACAAGUUGACCGCUAUAUCUUCGCCUCGUCACGGCGCAGGAACACCACAUAGUGGUCGCAUAUCGAAUAAUGGAAGCCCAGGUGGUGUUUCUGGUUCAAGUCGGUCCCCGAUUGGGAUACCAAUAAAUUCUUCCUUUCGUCAGGUGGUUUCAUCAAGUGCACCGGCCAGUAGUAUUGAUAUGGAGUCUUUGGUUCGUGGUGCUAACAUUGAAAUCGCUAAUGAAUCUGACUAUCGGGAUCGAAGGAAAAAGGAUAUUCAUAAUAUGAUUGAACGAAGACGACGUUACAACAUUAACGAUCGGAUAAAGGAGCUUGGUGGGAUGCUUCCAAAACAUUCGGCCGAAGAGAUGAAGUUAAACAAGGGCACUAUUUUGAAAGCGUCUUGCGACUAUAUUCGUCAGUUGCGGAAGGAACAUGAAAUUUUGCUUCGUCAACAUCAGCAGCAAGCCCGAAUGGAGCAAACGGCUAGAAUUUAUGCUGAGAGAGUUAAGGAACUGGAAGAACAGUUACAGAAAAAUGGAAUUUCUGUUCCUCCGUCGUCGCAAGCAUUACCUCCAAUUCCAUCUCUAACGUUGACAACUCAACGGCCGAUAAAACAGGAGCCUUUUGACGAUAUAUCUCCGUCAUCAUCACAUACUCCGACCGGAAGCAUUGUCGGUUCCGUCAAUUAUUUAUCUUCUACGGGAUUUGUUUCACAAUUAUCUGACAACACAGCUGCAAUGGCUAUUAGCGGCAUCAAUUAUCACGUGCAGAAUAGGUCGAAUGAAAAUGGAGGCUUGUUUAGUCCGCGUGAGUACAGCAUAGACAGAAAUCUUGAAAACUGCAGUUCCCCUGAGCAACCAUCAGUAACUGCAUUGGAUUGGAGGCAUGGUCAUAUAUCGUCUUUGCCAACUCAGCAGCAACCGUUGCCUGAUCUCGUUAUGGAAGAUCUGAGCUCAUACCAUUCUCCUGACCCAUUACUUCAGGGAGAUCCAAUGAUAUCUGCAGCAGGAGGUGGUCCAUCGCCACAUGGUUCACAUAUUCCUAGUCAAAUGUCACCUGAUGUACAUUGGGAUCGAGCAAAUUUCUCACCAGACAACCAACAAAGUCAAAAUUCUGGCCUUGCUGUAUAUCAGCAUCCAACGAAUAUGGAUUUCUCAUAA
Molecule: messenger RNA, 1266 nt
Organism: Enterobius vermicularis (human pinworm)
Lineage: Eukaryota; Metazoa; Nematoda; Chromadorea; Rhabditida; Oxyuridae
Source: the annotation of a GenBank genome assembly